Trichophyton verrucosum HKI 0517 is the source of this 1359-nucleotide messenger RNA. RefSeq lists its product as uncharacterized. Gene Ontology annotation, cellular component: extracellular region. Bases 1 to 1359 code for a protein of 452 amino acids. NCBI's taxonomy places the organism in Eukaryota, Fungi, Ascomycota, Eurotiomycetes, Onygenales, Arthrodermataceae. The transcript has 4 exons. The record is from RefSeq and is a predicted model, not a curated record.
AUGAAGUUCUCCGUUUCCGUCUCGCUGCUUGCUGCAGCUGGCCUGGCCUCUGCCGCCAAUGAGUUUGCCAUGAACAGACUGAUGUCCAUGAAGGUUGCUGAGCGUGAAGAGUACAGAGCUAAGGGAAUGUUCGCUCCUGGACGAUAUGGCAACUCUACCAACAAAUUUGUUCCUUGCAGACACGGCAAGUCUGGAGAAUAUUCCUGCAACAAGGUUGACCAGCACGGUUUCCUUACCCACCAAGAGAUGGGCAGCACUACUCGUGAGGGUAACGAUGUCUGGGGUUGGACCUCGAGGGAUGGCCGUGAAUUCGGUGCCAUCGGUCAGACCGAUGGAACUGCUUUCGUUGAGAUUCUCAAGGAUGGAAGACUUGAGUACAAGGGCCGACUGCCGACUCAGACUGUGUCCAGUAUCUGGCGUGACAUGAAGGUCAUUGACGGAUACGUCUACAUUGGAGCUGAGUCUCGUGACCAUGGUCUCCAAGUCUUUGACAUGCGCAAGCUGCUCGAUCUCAAGGAGCCAAAGACCUUCUCCAUCAAGGAUGACAUGACCGCUUUCUUCAGCGGUUUUGGCAGCUCCCACAACAUCGUCCACCACGAGGCAACUAAGAUGAUCUAUGCCGUUGGAACCGGCAGAAAGACCGAGUGUGCCGGCGGUCUGUUCAUGGUCGAUGUUUCUGACCCAAGCAAGCCAACUUCCCGUGGCUGCGCGAACGCGGACGGAUACGUCCAUGAUGCUCAAUGCGUCAUUUACACUGGCCCUGACCAGCAGUACAAGGGCAAGGAAAUCUGCUUCGGCUACAACGAAGACUCCCUCACCAUCUACGAUGUUACCGAUAAGCAGAACCCCAAGAUCAUUUCCAAGACCCCAUACCAGGGCUCUGCCUACACCCACCAGGGCUGGCUCGCCGACCCCAAGAAGAUGACCUACCUGCUCCUCGACGACGAGCUCGACGAGAAGGACGGCACUGCCCUCGGCAAGAACCACACCACCACCUACAUCUUUGACAUCAAGGAGCUCGCUAAGCCCAAGUACACUGGCUUCUACCAGUCCCCUGCCCAGUCUAUUGACCACAACCAGUAUGUUCUCAACGGCCUAACCUACCAGUCCAACUACGGCUCUGGUCUUCGCAUCGUCGACGUCAGCUCCAUUGACCGAAAGCCCGAUGGCUCUCAGUUCAAGGAGGCCGGUUUCUUCGACUGCCACCCCGAGGACGACCACAUGAACGGAGAAGUCUCUUUCCACGGCAGCUGGAGCACCUACCCAUACUUCAAGAGCGGAUACAUCCUCCUCAACAGCAUUGAGCGUGGUGUGUACUCCCUCCGAUACAACGGUCCACCAGCCCGUUACCGCUGGUAA